Molecule: messenger RNA, 1764 nt
Organism: Strongyloides ratti
Lineage: Eukaryota; Metazoa; Nematoda; Chromadorea; Rhabditida; Strongyloididae
Product: Acetylcholinesterase
Exons: 2
Coding region: 1-1764 (587 amino acids)
Biological process (GO): acetylcholine catabolic process; choline metabolic process
Cellular component (GO): plasma membrane
Molecular function (GO): acetylcholinesterase activity
Source: RefSeq, a predicted model, not a curated record
AUGAAAUUUUUUCAUUUUUUCAUAUUUUUAUUCAAUCUUGUAACAUGUGAAACCGGAGAUCUAAUAGAAACAUAUUAUGGAACGAUUGCUGGACAAAAAAUUACAGUAUUAGGUGAAGAAAUGACUGAGUAUUUAGGAAUUCCAUAUGCAUAUCCACCAACCCAUUUUUAUAGAUUCCAUCCGCCAUAUGAAUUAGAAGAAAAACGUCUUAAUGGAACUUAUUAUGCAGUUCAUAAAAGCGAAGGAUGUCCACAAAUUAUUAGAGAAAUGGGUUUUGACGGAUAUGAUGCAUCAAAUCCAAAAAAUGGAACUGAUGAAAACUGUCUUAAAUUUAACAUGUGGGUACCAAAAGGUAAAAAAAAUAUGCCAGUUAUAGUUUUUUUCCAUGGUGGUAGUUGGACAGUAAGAACUGGUAGUGCUGAUAAAUUUAAUGGAUCUGUUCUUGCUUUAAAAACAAAAUCAAUUGUUGUUGUACCUAACUUUAGACUAGGAUUUUUUGGUUUUGCUUAUUUAAGUGGUGAAGAUGGAAUAGAAGGUAACAUGGGAUUAUUAGAUCAACAAAUGGUAUUAAUAUGGAUUAAUAGAACAAUUGAAAGUUUUGGUGGUGAUAGGGAUAAAGUAACUAUUUUUGGAACAAGUUCUGGAGCGUCUUCAGUAGCAGCUCAUUUAUUUUCCAACAAUAGUAAACCAUUUUUCAAAAGAGGAAUAAUGAGUUCUGGUACUAUAACACAUUUUAUGACUACAGUUUCAAGAGAUAUAGCAGACCAAAAUACUAGAAAUGUUUCAAAAAAAGUAGGAUGUAUUACUAAGGAAAAUGAAGAGACAAUAACGAAUACAAAAAUUUUGGAAUGUUUACGUAAUAAAACUGUAGAUGUAUUGUUAGAAGCUGCUAGAAAUGUUAGUGCUCCUGGUCAAAUGCCAACACCAUUUCCUUUUAUGCCUAUUGAUAAUGAUACAGUUUUUUUUAAUGGAAGUAUUAAAGAUAUGUAUAACAAAAAACAAUUUAAUAAAGAUGUUGAUUUGAUGCUUGGAAGAACAGCUGAUGAAGCAACAUUUUUUAUGGCAACUGGUUUUACAAAUAAUAGUAUGUUUAAUUGUCAUUUUUAUCCAGAUAAACCUGCUAAUGACCCUACUAAUCAAUGUGUAAUGGAGGAAGACAACUUUAAAAAUCUAGUUAAAUUCGGGGGAAAUAUAUUAAAAUUUGAUGAAACAGAAAUUAAUAAGUUACAAGAAAUUUAUAAUAAUUCUGCAAGCACAUAUACUAACCGAUCUAUAAGAAUUUUAUCUGAUUUUAUUUUUGAUUGUGAACUUUCUAGAUUUGCAAUCACAUUUGCAAAUGUUUCUAGCAAAAAUACUUAUUUUUAUGAAUAUAAUAGACGAUCACCAAUAAACCCCUGGCCAAAAUGGACUGGUGCAAUGCAUGGAGAUGAUUUAAUUGAUAUAUUUGGUAUACCAUUUAGACAUCCUGAUAAAUAUGAUAAUGAAACUUUAGAACGUGAAAAAGUUUAUUCAGAAAAUGUAAUGUGGGCAAUUGGUAAUUUUACAAAAAAUGGUGAAAAGCAAAGUGUAUGGAAAAAGUUAAAUGUAAGUCAUCCUGAAGCGCUUGUAUUUAAUGGAGAAUUAGGACAAGAAGGAAAAACGACACAAUAUGCAAAUGCUACACCAUCAACAUGUACUGAAUUUUAUAAACUUUUUCAAGAAUCUUUGAAAAGGCGAAUGAUGUCAAAUAAGCUUAGUACAACACCACCAAAUCAAUCAGAGUAA